AUGGCAAGAAAGAAGAGUCAACGCGGUCCCAAAAGAAUCAUUAAACCCAAAGAAGAGAAACGUUUCUCAUGUCUUGAAUGUAAUCGUGAAGCCACAGUUCAGUGUCGAGUUGAUCAUCAAAGAAAUCGAGGCCAAGCAGUUUGUCUGGCCUGUUCAGUUACGUUUGAAUGUACCACCAAUCGACUUUCACAACCUAUUGAUGUCUAUUCCGAAUGGGUUGAUUCAAUUGAAGACUCGAAAACCACUCCUAAGGAGUCAAAUUAG
Nematocida homosporus is the source of this 264-nucleotide messenger RNA. RefSeq lists its product as uncharacterized. Lineage: Eukaryota; Fungi; Microsporidia. Gene Ontology annotation, cellular component: transcription elongation factor complex. The coding region runs from base 1 to 264 and encodes 87 amino acids. Gene Ontology annotation, biological process: transcription elongation by RNA polymerase II. The record is from RefSeq and is a predicted model, not a curated record. Gene Ontology annotation, molecular function: RNA polymerase II complex binding. The transcript has a single exon.